Molecule: messenger RNA, 1576 nt
Organism: Homalodisca vitripennis (glassy-winged sharpshooter)
Lineage: Eukaryota; Metazoa; Arthropoda; Insecta; Hemiptera; Cicadellidae
Product: SH3 domain-containing protein C23A1.17-like
Exons: 3
Source: RefSeq, a predicted model, not a curated record
ACCAGCCCCGAGCUCAGCAACAAGUAGAAGUUUGACUACUUCACUCGCACUAUCCCCUCGGACCAUCGUGGAGAUAGGCUGGAGCUACGUCUCCAUCGUCUAUGAGGAGUCUAAUUAUGGCAUCAAGGGCUCCAACUAUAUCUCGAGAAUACCUAAUGCAGGUUCUACCGGUAAUGUUGAUUGUAUCUGCUCUCAGGCGAUCGAUGAGUUGGCGGCCCUGCUAGCCAAGUACGAGAUAUUGCCGGAUAAUCUACAACCAUCAGCCAAGGAUACAGCUCUGAGUAAUGGUGUCCCUCCAGAGCUUGAUAAUCUACAACAAACAGCCAAGGAUACAGCUCUCAGUAAUGGUGUCCCUCCAGUGCCGGAUAAUCUACAACCAUCAGCCAAGGAUACAGCUCUCAGUAAUGGUGUCCCUCCAGAACUUGAUAAUCUACAACAAACAGCCAAGGAUACAGCUCUCAGUAAUGGUGUCCCUCCAGAGCUUGAUAAUCUACAACAAACAGCCAAGGAUACAGCUCUCAGUAAUGGUGUCCCUCCAGUGCCGGAUAAUCUACAAACAUCAGCCAAGGAUACAGCUCUCAGUAAUGGUGUCCCUCCAGUGCCGGAUAAUCUACAACCAACAGCCAAGGUUACAGCUCUCAGUAAUGGUGUCCCUCCAGUGCCGGAUAAUCUACAACCAACAGCCAAGGUUACAGCUCUCAGUAAUGGUGUCCCUCCAGUGCCGAAUAAUCUACAACCAUCAGCCAAGGAUACAGCUCUCAGUAAUGGUGUCCCUCCAGUGCCGGAUAAUCUACAACCAUCAGCCAAGGUUACAGCUCUCAGUAAUGGUGUCCCUCCAGUGCCGGAUAAUCUACAACCAACAGCCAAGGAUACAGCUCUCAGUAAUGGUGUCCCUCCAGUGCCGGAUAAUCUACAACAAACAGCCAAGGAUACAGCUCUCAGUAAUGGUGUCCCUCCAGAGCUUGAUAAUCUACAACAAACAGCCAAGGAUACAGCUCUCAGUAAUGGUGUCCCUCCAGAGCUUGAUAAUCUAAAACAAACAGCCAAGGAUACAGCUCUUAGUAAUGGUGUCCCUCCAGUGCCGGAUAAUCUACAACCAUCAGCCAAGGAUACAGCUCUCAGUAAUAGUGUCCCUCCAGAGCUUGAUAAUCUACAACAAACAGCCAAGGAUACAGCUCUCAGUAAUGGUGUCCCUCCAGAGCUUGAUAAUCUACAACAAACAGCCAAGGAUACAGCUCUCAGUAAUGGUGUCCCUCCAGUGCCGGAUAAUCUACAACCAUCAGCCAAGGAUACAGCUCUCAGUAAUAGUGUCCCUCCAGUGCCGGAUAAUCUACAACCAUCAUCCAAGGAUAAAGUUCUAAGGAAUGGUGUCCCUCCAGAGCCGGAUAAUCUACAACCAACAGCCAAGGUUACAGCUCUCAGUAAUGGUGUCCCUCCAGUGCCGGAUAAUCUACAAACAACAUCCAAGGAUAAAGUUCUAAGGAAUGGUGUCCCUCCAGAGCCAGAUAAUCUACAACCAACAGCCAAGGUUACAGCUCUAAGCAAUGGUGUUUCUCCAGAGCCGGAUUAUCUAUGA